Messenger RNA from Nannospalax galili (Upper Galilee mountains blind mole rat), 2763 nucleotides. RefSeq names its product golgin A7 family member B (gene Golga7b). Gene Ontology annotation, cellular component: palmitoyltransferase complex. The coding region runs from base 320 to 823 and encodes 167 amino acids. Gene Ontology annotation, biological process: protein targeting to membrane; peptidyl-L-cysteine S-palmitoylation. The record is from RefSeq and is a predicted model, not a curated record. Lineage: Eukaryota; Metazoa; Chordata; Mammalia; Rodentia; Spalacidae. The transcript is spliced from 5 exons.
CCCGUGCCCGCCACUGCCGCUGUCAAAGAUAAACCCGGCCAUUGCCUGCAGGAGCCGUGGCAGCGGGCGAUCCGGCCGUGAGGAGCCUCGGGCGCGGCCUCGCCUCCCGGGUCCGGCUCCCGCAUCAGCACCGCGGACAGCACCGCGCCCCUCUUUGGGACCCCGCAGCCCUUCUGCCCGCGUCGAUCGCAUCAGCACCGCGGACAGCGCCCCGGCCCUGCUCUCCUCCGCCAGCCCACCCGCCCUCGGAAUCAGCACCGCGGACAGCCCACCCCUGCAGGCUAGGCGGCAGUAUCGGAAGGGUCGGCGCCCCCUGAACAUGGCCACCGAGGUCCACAAUCUGCAGGAGCUCCGACGAAGCGCAUCGCUGGCCACCAAGGUCUUUAUCCAGAGAGACUACAGCGAUGGCACCAUCUGUCAGUUCCAGACCAAAUUCCCUCCAGAGUUGGAUAGUCGGAUUGAGCGGCAGCUCUUUGAGGAGACUGUGAAGACCCUCAAUGGCUUUUAUGCGGAGGCUGAGAAGAUUGGGGGCAGUUCCUACCUGGAGGGCUGCUUGGCCUGUGCCACAGCCUACUUCAUCUUCCUCUGCAUGGAGACCCACUAUGAGAAGGUUCUCAAGAAGAUAUCUCGCUAUAUACAGGAGCAGAACGAGAAGAUCUUUGCUCCUCGGGGCCUGCUGCUCACAGACCCUGUGGAACGUGGGAUGAGGGUUAUCGAGAUCUCCAUUUACGAGGACCGGUGCAGCAGUGGCAGCUCCAGCAGUGGCAGUAGCAGUGGCAGUGGCAGCAGCAGUGCUGGCGGGGGCGGGGCGGGGGCCCGGUGACUGGCCGAGAGUCCCUGCAGGGAGGUGUAUGGCCGGAGCGAGGGCCUGGCUGAUCUUCGGAGGCUGCGUUACCAGAGCACCCGCUUCUGAGUCUUGCUCUGGGCCCAUCCUGCCACGUGGUGUGGGAGGGAGGGUGACUGCCCCGUGUUCCCCCAUGUUCUGUGCCACCAGCCUCUAGCCCCUUGGCAGUCUUUCUGACCAGACACCUUUCUUUUCCCCAUGGGGCUGGUCUGGAUCACUAGAGCCAGGCCUUCCUAGGGAAGGCUGCGGGUAAAGAAAACCCAGUUUGGCCAACCUCUCUCUUCCUUGUCUCCUUCCCUAAGCCCUCCAAGGAGGGCCUGGAGAAUUCCCACCCUGCAUGAUCUCUCAUCCCAAAGCCCAUGUCUGCCCAGACUUUCCCUUCUAGCCCUGUUCUGUAGGGCUUUUUCUAAGGCUAGGAGGCCACCACAGAGCUCCUGCCUGUCUAUGAUCCCACUUUCUCCAAAUUGGAGAUCUGGGGAGAUGGGUGCCCUGGUGGGUACCUAUUCAGAUGCUCCUGACCUCUCCUGUGGCUUUCCUGUCAGAGCAGGUGACCCUCUCAGCAGCCCACUGGGUGCUGGUUGUAGGGUGCACAGCUGGGGCUCUGGAGGGCCCAUGAGGGGGGCGGGGGGCGGUAAAACUUUUUGGAAGGAUAUAGCUGAACAAAGCUUGAAUUUCCUGAACUGGAGCCAAUUUCCAAAUAUUAGAGCCUGCAUGUGUGAGUGUACUUGUGUGUGUACAUACACAUGUGUAGUGUACCUUGUGCACGAAUGAUGUAUGUGUAUGAGUUUAUGGGUGGGUGAGUAAUAUGAGUUCACAUGUGUUUACCAGUGCACAAGUGUAGGAACAUGAGUGCUUGUGUGAAUGCCUUCACAAGUGACUAUGAAUGUGCAUGAAUCUGUUUAUCUGAGUGAGUACAAGAAUGAGAAUGUGGAUACAAAUGUGUACAAGAGCAUGUGUGCCAGAGUUAUGGAUGCCUGUGUGUAAGUGAACCUUUGUGCACGAGUACACAUGCGCCUGUGUGAUUGUCCAUGACACAUGAGUGUGUCUGUGUGGAGAACAAAUACUUUGUGUAUUCUCCUUGGUUGCUGGGCUGACAACUGCUGUGUCCUGCCCUGUCUUGAUACACAGUGGUCUGCAGCUUCUCCAUGUGAGUCCCUCCUGGCCUUCUGUAAGUCACUGUCUGGAAGCUGGGCUGCCGACUUGGCUCUUCCAUCUGGCCUUUCUCCCACCUCUUGAGUUUUCUGCUCAUAUUGUAAUGGGAGAAGUUGGGGGUCACUGGAGAGCAGAGCCAACCUCUGGUGGCCUUUGGUGCCCCUCUCUCAGCCCCCAUGACACAGUGGGGCCACAGAUGCUGCAUAUUCAACCUGCAUAGGUGUCAGGGCCCUAAGGCCCUUCAGGCAAGGCUUCCCUGCACAGUCAAGGCAAAUGUGCCUUGCAAGGAAAGAGGGACUGGCCAGUCAAUGGUGCUCUGGCUCCAAAGGCCCAGGGGAGCUGAUGGGAAGGGGAUAACCAAGGGCCUGGGGCCUGAAGAUGGAAAGGGGAUGCUCACCUCAGCUGGCAGGAGGUGCUAUGUGCAUAGGAAACACCAGCCGCUGCAGGUAGCCUUCUGGAGCUGAAAGGGCCUGGUUUUCUACUGACCACAGGGACAGCGUGUGACAGCAGAAGAUGACAUAGAGAGAUGGAGAGGGGUGGCCGAGCCCCUGAGGCUUCAGGGAGCCUGAGCCUGAUGAGCCCUGUUGCCAGGAUCCCCUCCUGGUCCCUGAACUUUAGCCUCUGACCAAUGACCACAGCCUGUGCCCUCCCUGACCACACUGUGGCUACACAUUGUGUCUGGCUUUGCAUAUCUGCGGGAGGGCUGGGUACGGGCAAAAUGGAGGCCUUUUGUUUUAUUUCCUUUUCCAAUAAAAGGACUUACCCAG